AUGCUUACUUUUUUUGUCAAAACAGAGGGUGCCACACGAGGGCAGGAGGACGGUGCCCAAAAGCGCUGCCAAGUUCACCACAAAGCCAUCAUCUGCUCCUGCAGUGAACCAAGGUGCCAGGGUGUCUCCUGUGGGACCACCACUUUCUGUCAUAGACCACGAAACCUCUUGAGGAGAGGAAAGAUGUUCAGCUUCUAUAAAAGCCAUAACACGGUCAAGGUGCUCCAUGCUGUCGCUCCCAACGGCUUCAUCAUGUUUGUUUCCAAAGCCUACGGAGUGCGGGCAAGUGAUCCGUACAUGACGGCAAACUCUGGAUUGCUCCACCACUUAGACUAUGGAGAUGAAGUCCUUGCUGACAGGGGCUUCACGAUCGCUGACAUUCUGCCAAUUGGAGUAGAGCUUGCGCUGCCUUCCUUUACGAAGGGAAAGCAGCUUGCUGCACGGGAUGCGGUGGUGUCCCGGGGGCUAGCCAAACUGCGAAUACAUGUGGAAAGAUCGAUCCGUCGCAUGAAAUGCUUCCGGAUACUGAAGUAUGUGCCCUCGUCAUAUCUUGCAAAGAACAACCACCUUGACCACAUUGUAGCUGUUGUUGCUGGGCUCUGCAACCUGCAGCCUGCUCUCAUCAAGGGACCACAGCUCAAAGAAACCUAA
Messenger RNA from Ixodes scapularis (black-legged tick), 651 nucleotides. RefSeq lists its product as uncharacterized. The transcript has a single exon. The record is from RefSeq and is a predicted model, not a curated record. Lineage: Eukaryota; Metazoa; Arthropoda; Arachnida; Ixodida; Ixodidae. Bases 1 to 651 code for a protein of 216 amino acids.